Molecule: messenger RNA, 2646 nt
Organism: Haliotis rufescens (red abalone)
Lineage: Eukaryota; Metazoa; Mollusca; Gastropoda; Lepetellida; Haliotidae
Product: asparagine synthetase [glutamine-hydrolyzing]-like
Exons: 10
Coding region: 118-1779 (553 amino acids)
Cellular component (GO): cytosol
Molecular function (GO): asparagine synthase (glutamine-hydrolyzing) activity
Source: RefSeq, a predicted model, not a curated record
UGUUUACGUUCUGAAGGCAAUCACAGUACUACAUGUGUCCUAUGGCAAGGUCCUGACACUCCCGUGGCAACAUUCAUCGGCAGUUGCUAUCUCCUUGGGGCGUGUUACUGUAUCACCAUGUGUGGGAUCUGGGCCGUGUUCGGUAGUGAUGUACAUGUCUCCGUGCAGUGUAAAGCUGCCCACAAGGUCGCACAUCGUGGACCAGACGCCUUCAGGGUAGAAAACAUCAAGCAUUUCAAGAACUGUUGUCUCGGCUUCCACCGAUUGGCUAUCGUUGAUGACGUCAGAGGGAUGCAGCCAAUGAGAUUGUACACCCAUCCUCACAUAUGGCUGAUAUACAACGGGGAGAUCUACAACUAUAAAUCAGUUGCGAAAGAACAUGGAUUCCAUCUGACCACAGACUGCGAUGGAGAACCAAUCAUUCAUCUGUAUGCCAAAUAUGGUAUUGAUUUCCCCGCCCACCUGGAUGGUGUGUUCGCCUUCUGUCUCCUCGACACGGCUAACAGGAAGGUCUUCAUUGGUCGGGACACGUUUGGAGUCCGCCCGUGCUUCAAGCUUGUCACAGACAAAGGCUUCCUGGCUGUGUGCUCAGAGGCAAAAGGUUUGUUUGGUUUGAGUCACAGCCUAACUGACGAGGCUGCUGACAUCGUGCCCGUCGCACCCGGUACAGUGGAACAGUACGACCUCGUCAACAACGGACGAGCCACGUUCCGGGAGAUGAAACAGUUCCAUUCUAUUGGCGACAUGCCCCUGUAUAAAACACCUGUAGACUCCGACUCACUAGGAAGUGAUGUGGCAGAGAACAUCCGGGUACUGUUAGAGACGGCUGUCAAGAAACGACUAAUGGCCGACAGAAGGAUUGGUUGUCUUUUGUCAGGGGGUCUGGACUCGAGUCUGGUAACAGCGUUGAUGGUUAAGAAUGCCAAGUUACAGAAAUUGUCCUACCCCAUCCAGACCUUCUCUAUUGGCAUGGAGGGGAGUACAGAUAUCAUGGCAGCCAGGAAGGUUGCGAAACAUUUGGACACUGAACAUCACGAAAUUAGCUUCACACCCCCAGAAGCCUGCAGUGUUAUAGAUGAAGUAAUUCGUCACAUCGAGACAUUUGACAUUACAACCAUCAGGUCUUCAAUAUGUUUACACCUUGUCAGCAAGUACAUCAAACAGAACACAGACACCGUGGUCAUCCUGUCCGGGGAGGGGUCUGACGAGCUAACCCAGGGGUACAUCUACUUCAAUAAAGCUCCAUCAGCUGAGGCCGCGGACCAGGAGAGUCGGAGACUCCUGAAAGACAUCCACAUGUACGACGUGCUGAGAGGGGACAGGGCCACGGCAGCUUGGGGACUGGAGAUCCGGGUCCCUUUCCUUGACCAUCAGUUCACCAGCUACUACCUGUCCCUCCCCGCUGAGGACCGCGUCCCUCAGAAGGGGGUUGAGAAGUACCUCCUCCGGUCAGCCUUUGAUGGGAUGAACCUCCUGCCCAAGGACAUCUUGUGGAGGCCCAAGGAAGCCUUCAGUGAUGGAGUGACAGCUGUCAAAGAUCCUUUGUUUGAGAUCAUUCAAGACUUCUGUGAUAAGCAGAUCAAUGAUGAGCAGAUGCAACAGGCAGCAACCCUUUUCCCAUUCAACACACCCAGGACGAAGGAAGCGUUCUACUACAGGCAGGUGUUCGAGAACUACUACCCUACUAAGUCAGGCUGGGUGCCCUAUAUGUGGAUGCCACGCUGGGUGGAUGCUACGGACCCUUCAGCCAGAACAGUCAAUAUCUAUGAGCAAAUGUGAUUAUUAUGUGUACACGUUUACAACAUUCAAGGCCUCGGUAACAUUUUUAAUGAAUUUUAAGGUAUAACGCCCUUUCUUUUUCAUCACUUUUAAAAAAAUGAUGAGGAUAAGAAGAGUAAAGAACUGACAAAAAAUAUCAGUUCUGGAAGAAACUAUCAGAAAUGACUUUCAAAACAUAAACGAAUAAUUAUUAACUGAUUUAUCAAUUAAUAAAAACAACUUAUAAAUUAAAAGCGACAAAACAAUUUCCAUAUCCAUAAGAAGUCUCGAUAAAACAGAGUCGAUUGUACGAUUUCGACCAUAUUAUGACCAAUUGCACUAUCAAAUAGUGAUAAGACCAUGUGUUCACGAAAAAGUGAGCGCUUCCUGGCCCACUUGUGGCACCCGUCACAAACACAAACAAUAACAUGUCAAUUGUUCACCUGAAAAAACAACAUAUGGCACAAGUCAAAAAAAGGGAAUUGCCAUUUUUGUCACUGGUGCCUCACAUUUGGAAAUGUGCUCAAUACGUCUACCAUAACACUUUCUGAAAACUUAACCAAGUCCUUGAAUGUUUUAACCCUUUUCAAACAACUGAGUAAGAGUUGUAUAACGUUCUCUGAAAAUGUAGACACCAAGGACUGGAGCUGCAGGAAUAUUGUUCGACAUAAAGGGAAAGUUGACUAUACUGAAGUCAUCUCACUUGUCAUACAGUCUUGUGGAGAGUGUUUUGUCACUCUGAAUCUCUAUGCAUGGAUCAAAAUAUGAAACAGAUGAAGCGGUCUCACUGUUCUCCUUUAUCUCUAAUUCAGAUAAGAACAGGUCUUCAGCAACCAAUGCUUGCCGUAAGAGACAACUAUGCUUGUCCUAAAAGGCGACUAACGGGAU